AUGCGCGGUUUUAUCUAGCGACAAGUGAUGUUGCUUAGAGUGUGCAGUUAAGACUAAUAGAUUCGUGCAGUGGAUUUAUUUGUUCUACUUAUUUACUUAGGAAAUGAUGCUGUGACAACGACUAAGGUGCUAAGUGGUAUCUCACCUAUUACAAAGCAAGAUAUAACGACGUAGGGAAAACAGAACUUUUGUGAGCCCUACCACUAUGGUCCAUGGUGAAGUGAUUACAUUGCAGUUGGGGACAUUCUCGAAUUUUACCUGUUCUCAUCUGUGGAAUCUUCAAGCAAAUUGCUUUUAUUAUACGAAGCAGGCACCUUUUGGCCAUGAGUUUAACCAUGACGUUUUUUAUAGAGAGGGACAAAACCUUCAAAACAAAGUAACGUUUAAUCCGCGUGCAGUGCUUAUUGAUCUCAAAGGCAGUACUCACAAGGCGGCUUGGCCAGUUGACCGUGCGUACGAUGGACCCGCAGAUGAAGAAAACAAAUUCUGGGACGGAACGAUGCAAAUCCACAAAGCCGAACCUCUAGCUCGUUCAUCAAAAAGUGAGGAGUUAGGUGAGGGCGGCGGGAAGUCGGCUACCAGUGACUUCAUAAUUAAGGAUACCUGGGCUGGCUACCUUCAGAACAAGUUUCAUCCUAAAACCGUGUUGGUGAGCAAUCGGUUUGAUGUCGACAACCCCCAACAGCCAUUCGAUAUAUAUAGUCAGGGCGAUGAACUUUGGUCGUUCGAAGGUGAAGAGUUUGAGGAUCGAAUAAGAUGGUUUGCUGAGAAUUGUGAUCGCUUAUUAGGAUUCAACAUAAUUGCUGAUGCAGCUAACGGCUUUUCAGGAUUUACGAGCAAGUGCCUAGACCACCUUGCAGACGCUUAUCGUGGCAAGACUUCUGUGAUCUGGGGCCUCUUUGAUGUUCCUGGCGAUGAGAAGUCGGCGGCCUAUCGGUCUAUGAAUGCAGUUUUGGGCUAUCAUAAAAUGCACGAAAUGGCCGAUUUGAUCCUUCCGUUGGCUGUUACGACGGACGGAAUUGGAAGAAACCUUCGGCGAAGUACGAUUCCACUAGACCUAAGUGCGUUCACGGGCGGAGCUGUCCUGUCUCUACACAUAGACUCGAUUCUCUCAUCGCUGAAGCUCAAAUCUGACAGCGGUUGUGACCUAGCAACUUUCUCCAAGACGAUGGCCGAGGGUCAACGAAAGUUCGUAGUGAGCUCGAUGAUAACUCAACCCACGAAAGAUUCGCAGGUGGAGUGUUUUACGCCGAAAUGUCCUACGCCGAGACAUAGUCGCAGCACCUUCGUUGCGAUUCGAGCGUCUGACGAAUUGCAAAAGAACGUGGCCAAGAUUUGCGGAUCAAACCCUGCUUCUACGUUAUGUACGUCCAUAAAACAUCCAACAAAAUUUCUAGAGGACCGCUUUUUUCCUGCAGCAUCAGAAAUCGCGAUGAGGGGUUCAGGACAGUUAAGUGGCGUCUAUGCCUUGUAUAACUCAGACGCAAUAUUGACCCAUUUCGACGACCUGUUGAGGAGACGGUUCCAUUUGAAUAAAAUGCAUCGCUUAGCUGUCGCGAAGGGAGAUCUAGAUGAAGCUGUUUACGGGUUGGCCGGAAUUAGAGAACACUAUAUUUCGUAGGAGUUCUCUGAAAUCAGUCUUCGAUGAUUAGGUUGUAAGUUGCGUCAAUAAAUUUAUCGUCACCCCAAUAUGUAUUUUGUGUGUGUGUGUGCUUUUUGACUUAGAUAGAACUAUUUCUUCAAGUCAAAACUAAGAUUUAUCGUAGGCCGUUAUGGGGGAUUUUCGUUCAGUUAGUCCUUGGGUGGUUGAAGUUCAUUAAUAGCUAU
Varroa destructor (honeybee mite) is the source of this 1827-nucleotide messenger RNA. RefSeq names its product misato mitochondrial distribution and morphology regulator (gene mst). Gene Ontology annotation, cellular component: cytoplasm; mitochondrion. NCBI's taxonomy places the organism in Eukaryota, Metazoa, Arthropoda, Arachnida, Mesostigmata, Varroidae. Gene Ontology annotation, biological process: mitochondrion organization. The record is from RefSeq and is a predicted model, not a curated record.